AAUACAACAGUUUAAACUAUACAACUAUACAACUAUACAAAUACAUUUUGAAUUGAUUUGAUUCACAAUCAAGCACAUAUAACUUAUUGUUGCCACAGGGUCACAUGUCUCGUGGUUCAACAUACAUUUUCUGAUUAGGCCUUCGUUUUUUUCUGUAUGUCGUAAACUUAUAUUCAAGACAGAUUUUUUUUAAAGUUCAAAAACAGUGUGAAGUCAGGUCAUUUGGGAUUUUGGAUUAUACUUUUUGUUUGGACUACCGAGAAAACCACACACAACUCAGAAGACAACCUAAAAAAAUAGGAGGCGGAAUCGUAGAAGCAGGGACAUCCCCCCUGAGAUGAGGAUUGUUCUUCUGGGGAGGAAUAACAAAGAGAAGAGCAUUGUGGGAAACAUCCUCCUGGGUAGACAGGCGUUUGAUCUCAACUAUGUUCUGCACCAGACUGAGAGAGCCAGGGGAUUGGUGGAGGGAAGAUGCUUCACUGUGGUCAACACUCCAGACCUGUUAGACUCAGAUGUCCCUACUGAGGAACACAUGAAGGAACUGCAGCAAUGUGUAACUCUGUCUGCACCUGGACCUCACGUGCUCCUCCUGGUGGUGACACCUAAAGAAUUCACUGAGGAGGAGAGAAACAGAAUCAGACACAUUCUUGACUCUAUAAGUGCAAAGUCCUGUGACUACUCAAUGGUGGUAGUAAAUGUUGGACUUAACAGAGGACCAGACAUGAAAACCUGUGUUGAUAUAAAUCCCCAGGUUCAGGAACUGAUUAAAGAAUGCAGACAGAGGUACUUGGAGAUCAAACACUCUGUAGAUCCGACUAAACUUGUAUCAAGUAUAGACAAGAUUGUGGAGGAGAACAAAGGAGGACACCUCACCUGUGAACUGAAUGUAGAUCCUACAGGAGGAGCAACAACAGAGAGAGGAGCAGAAACAGAAGAGAGGAGUUGGGGGGAUGAGAGAGGAGCGGGUGAACAUGGUGAACGUGGCAUGGCUGUUGUCUCAGAAAAUAAGAGCCAGAAACGUAGAAGCCAGGACAGCCACCCUGAUAUGAGGAUUGUUCUUCUGGGGAGGAAUGGCAGAGAGAAGAGCAUUGUGGGAAACUUCCUCCUGGGUACUGAGGGACUUCACCCUGACUAUUUACAACAUACUCUUACAAUCAGUGCCGAGGUGGAGGGAAGAUCCUUCACUGUGGUCAACACUCCAGACCUGUUACACCCAAAUAUCUCUCAUGAUAAACUGUCAGAGGAACUGCAGCAGUGUGUGACUCAGUCUGCACCUGGACCUCAUGUGCUCCUCCUGGUGGUGACACCUGAAGAGUUCACUGAGGAAGAGAGAAACAGAAUCAGAAACAUCCUUUACUCUAUUAGUAGAAAGUCCUGUGACUACUCAAUGGUGGUAGUUAAUGCUGAACCAAACAGAAGACGAGACAUGGGUACCUGUAUGAAUAUAAAUCCCCAGGUACAGCAACUGAUAGGAGAAUGUAAACGGAGGAACUUCGAGCUCAAACGCUCUGUUGACCAUGCUGAACUAAUAUCAAGUAUAGACAAGAUUGUGUCAGAGAACAGAGGAGGACACCUCACCUGUCAGCUGCAUGAAGUAUCUACAGGAGGAGCAACAACAGAGAGAGGAGCACAAGAGAGGGGUUGGUGGAAUAUGAGAGCAUGGCCUGGAUAUGGGUUAUCAUUAAUUUCAAAGGCUUUGCCAGUCUGGCCCUCUUCAAGCACUCAAAAUAAAGAUGAGUCAUCACUUAGAAUUGUGCUGCUUGGAAAGAGUGAUGAUAAGAAAGCUAUGGCUGAAAACAAUAUUCUGGGGAAGGAUUGUGGUACCUUUAAUCUACCAAGACUCCCCACUAAAACAUGUGUGUCAGACAGUGCACAUGUGAAUGGCAAGAACAUAACUGUUGUGAAGACACCAGACCUCUUUGCACAAAAUCUGACAGUGCAAGAUCUGGUGGAGGAGAUGGAGAAGUGUUUGUCCCUGUCUGCUCCUGGUCCUCACGUGUUCUUACUUCUGCUGAAACCACAAAAAUUCACAGAAGAGAACAACAAAAGAUUAAGAUUGAUCCUGAGCCAGUUUGGUAAAGAUGCUUUCAAACACUCUCUGGUGAUUACAACACAUGAAGGAGAGAAAAUAAAUGGCUGUGUGACUCAGAUCCUUAGAGAUUGUGGAGGACAUCAUUACAAAAUGACACAUGGAGGUGACCAUUCACAGUUAACAAACAAGAUAGAGGAGAUGGUGAGAGGAAACGGGUGGAGAUACCUGAAACAUGAUGAAGGUAAAGAAGAGACACCACAGCCAGAGGGUAUUAGGUCCAUUCCUAGAAUGAACUUGGUCCUGUGUGGGAGGAGAGGAUCUGGGAAGACUUCGGCAGGCGACACCUUACUGGGUCAGAGAGAGCCCAGGGCAGAGUCUCUCUCCUCAGCAGUGUGUGUGAAGAGAGAGGGAGAGGUAUGUGGACGCUGGCUGACCCUGGUGGAGAUGCCUGCUCUGUAUGGAUCAACCCUCACUCAGGAGGAAGUGAUGCGUGAGACUCUCCGCUGUGUCUCUCUGUGUGACCCUCCUGGAGUCCAUGCUUUCCUCCUGGUGGUGCCUGUGGGUCCACUCACUGAUGAAGACAAGGGGGAGCUGCAGACCCUGCAGGACAACUAUGGCUCACAGAUCAAAGACUUUGUCUUGGCUGUACUCACUCAUGACCUUCAAGCAACACAUGACAACUUGAUGGCUUUAUUGAAACUCAACGAAAGCUGUGUACAUCUCCUAAACUCAUGUGGAAAAGGUUAUCAGUUUUUUAACAACAACAACACUCAAGUCCCCCAACUCCUAGAGAAGACAGAGAACAAGAUGGCUGGUGACAGCUGCUUCAGUCUUGAGAUGUACAUGAAGGCACAGGUGGAGAAGAAUUUGAGAGAUAAAGAAAAAGUGUUUCAGCAGAGGAUUGAGGAGCUGGAGGACCAGAUCAGAAACAUACAGACAGGUUCCCAGAAGAGCAGCCUUGAAGAGUGUGUCAGGAUUGUGUUGAUUGGGAGGACAGGAAGUGGAAAGAGUGCUACAGGAAACACCAUUUUGGGGAGCAGUAUGUUCAUUUCUCAAGCAAGUAUGGUAUCUGUGACAGCUAUGUGCCAGAAGAAAACAGAAAUGGUAGAUGGCAGGUCUGUUGCAGUAGUCGACACUCCAGGCCUGUUUGAUACAACUCUCUCUAAUGAUCAAGUUCAAGAGGAGAUAGGGAAAUGUAUCAGUCUUUUAUCUCCAGGUCCCCAUGUCUUUUUACUGACAUUAGGGAUUGGAAGAACCACAAAAGAGGAAAAAGAUACCUUGGAUCUCAUCAAGAGAAACUUCGGUAAAAAUGCAGGCAUUUACACUAUUGUCUUGUUUACAAGAGGUGAUGAUCUUCAGGGAGAGUCGAUCGAGAGUUUCAUUCAAAGAGGUGAUGCGGCGGUAAAGAAACUGAUCCAGGAUUGUGGAGGCAGGUACCAUGUCUUCAAUAACAGAGACAAGAACAACCAUAGCCAGGUCAGGGAGCUGAUGACAAAGAUAGAUGAGAUGGUGAAGAAGAAUGGAGGAGGCAGCUAUACUAAUGAGAUGUUCCAGGAGGCUGAAGCUGCCAUCAAACAAGAAAUUGAUGAAAUACUCAAACAGAAAGAAGAAGAGAUGGAAAGAGAAAAGAAUCAACUUAGAACCAAACACAAGGAGGAAAUGAAUGAAAUGGAAAAAAGAAUGGAGGAACAGAGACUUGAGGUUGAGAACGAGAGAAAACAAAAGCAGGAAGAGUUACAAAGAAAAGAAAAUGAAAUAAAACAAAUGGGUAAAGAAAUAGACAAGAGGGAGAGGCUGGAGAAAGAAAAAAGAGAUGCAGAGGAACGAGAGAGAAGAGACAGAGAAGAGAAACAGAGGGCAGAAUGGGAGAGAAAGGUUAAAGAUAUGGAAGUUUCCCAGAGAAAACAACGUGAGCAAUGGGAAAGGGCACGGCAACUAAAAGAAAAAAAGGAUAACAACAGGAUAGAGAGAGAGAGGAAACUAUGGAACGAUAGACUUCAUAAAGAAAAAGAAGAAUUUGAAAGUAGACAGAUGGAAGACAAGAUGAAGAAGGAUGAGGAAGAGAAAGAGAGACAAUUCAAAUUUGAGAGAUCAAAAGAAAAGUUGUUGAGUCAAAUUAAAGAUGCAGAGAAGGGUAAAGAAGAAUUACAACAAGAAAUGAUUAAAAAGUAUGAAAAAAUGGAGAAAGAACGUUCUGAAGAAAACAGGAGAAAGGAGGAUGCAGACAGGGAAAGACAGGAGCGAGAAAGACAAGAAUGGGACCAAAAACAAAAUAAACUGAGGGAGGAUUUUGACAUAGAACAGAAGGAAGAAAAGCAAAAACAAGAAAAAGAAGAAAACGAUAGGAGACGUAAAGAACAGCAGAACAGAGAAAAGCUUGAGACAGAGUUAGAAGAGACAAAGAGAGAAAUGAAAACCCAACAAGAGCAAUGGGAGUUGGAGAAGAAAAUGGAUGAAGACAAAAGAAAUGAAGAAGAGCUUAAGAGAAGGGAAGAAGAGAGAAAGAAACUGAGAGAACUCCAAGAGGCAUUUGAACGAGAGAGAAGUGAAGAAUUCAUGAGGAGAAAGAAAGAAGACCAGAUUCGAAGAGAGAGAGAUGAAAGACAGCGCCAGGAAACGAUGGACGCACACGACAAACAAAUAAAAGACAUGAGAAGAAGAUAUGAAGAGGAGGCUCGGAACCAAGCAGAGGAGUUUAAUGAUUACCGAAGGAAAUACUUAGAGGAAUACAAAGCUACGGUACAAAGACAUGAUGAAGAAAUGAAAAGCACAACGUAUAAACAUAAACAAGACACACGCCUGUUGGAAGAAAUUUCAAAACUUAAAGACAAGGAAAUUAAAUCUGGACAAGACACUGUGGACAAAAUGAAAGAAGACUUAAAGGAAGCACAUCAAAGAGAAAUUGAUGACCUGAAACAGAAAUAUGAAAACAAACAUUGUGUUUUGCUCUGAAUAAACACACUGGUAUUAAACACCCAGACAUUUUCAUAAACUUGACAAAUUGUACUUUGUAACCUUUGCAAACAGUUCAAAGCCCUUGUUAACACUGUAUCAAUGGGAUGACAUUACUUCAUAUAAGCCAUUAGUUUUAGAAAAGUAAUGUUAAACUUUGUAAAAUGUUAAAUUUGUGACAAGGAUUGAACCUGGGGAUUUUAAGUGAGAAUACAAGGACUCUGUUUAGACUAAGAGAAUGUUUUGAACAGAUGUGACCUUUGACUUUGAGACAGACCCACGGAGAAGGUGUUCAGACUAGGAGAAGAUGUGAUCUGAUCUACUGGAAAAGAGAUCAUUGGGGGAUUCCUGUUAGACACUGUCGGCAGAUACACAAACUAUUUGAUUCAUUUAGAUUACAAUGAAUGGCAGUUCCAGUUGUGUAAAGCAAAUUAACAGAGAAAGUACACAUUAACUUUAACAAUGCAGCCAAGACUAUCAUGUUGUGUACCUCACUUGGAUUGAUUUGGUUACAAAAACAUGCUCUCAAUUAGUCUCAGUAGUCCAGCUGAAUGAUGAUGAUGAUAUCUCUGUGACAUCUUUUUGCCUUUAUUUGUAUCAUAAUGACUAAAGCCUAUAACAGCAGCAGUAUUAUCUCAAGUUAUAAUACGGGUGGUUGAAAUCAAGCAUUCUGAUUGGUUGAGAGUGAGUCACGGGGUGUGCUUUAUGGAGCAUAAAGUACUGUACGCCUUUUUACAUUUACCUUUAAAAAGGGAGCGUUCCAUAUUAGUGCGCACUCAAAAUAACAAAAAGGUUGCCGAAGAAAAAGACUGUCAACUAGUACUGGUGUGCAGCUGUUUAUUGGUUAGCAAGCUACAGUAGCAACAUUCGGUUCAUUUUUUAGCAAUAAUAUUGGAUUGUCCCGUGGUAUCAGUGCUAACUAGCUGGUCUAACUACUGAAACGUUAGACGGAAGCUCAGGUCUAGCCAUUAGUUGCUAACUUGAUAUCCACUUAUUUAAUUUUAGCUUCGUAGCCACGCAAUUACAGUACACGACCUGGUCUUGGCUUCUUAAUUAAGCAAUAAGCCCCAAGAGGCCGUGGUUUACGCUGAUUUUAGAACAGGUAAGGGAAGUUGUUAGGCACGACGCGAAGCGGAGUAUAUGGUUUCAUCAAUAAAAACUAUUAGAAACAAAAUAGUUUAAUAAUAAACCGUCAUUCUUCCGCUACUACAAAGUAUAGUUCCUACAUAAAUCGUUGCCACGCAACAGCCAGAUGGACACCUUUGCCGUCUUCUUCAAUUUGAAAUAUUCGAUGCGCAGUAAUAUGGAAUGUUAAAGAAUGUUAUUAGGACAACCUGUGAGAUUAUACUGGAUUUUACAACGGCAUGGAAUGCGAUAUAGCCAAUCACAAUCAAGGAUGGGAACAACCAGUUUUAGAACGCUUAAUUAGGGCAUAUCCCUCAGGGCAGCAAAAAAGAACAGCAUGAACAACACACACCAAUGGAACGUGUACUUGCUCUCUGUGUUUGCUUGUUGAAGUCCACAGCACUCAACUCCUCUGUAUUAUCUGUGUCCGUUGCAAUAAUGGAUUUCAACUGUGUGCUCCCUGCCUUAUAUGUAAAUGUAUGAAUUGCUAGCUGCUGCCAGGGAGGGAGAUUUCUCUUCUGUCAAUUAAUGCAGUUGAAAUACAGGAGUCCUGGCUGAAUUGCUAUAGCUACUGAUGCAAAUCAUUGUCCUAUAUAUGUUACAUUAAAUUCUCAAAUACAA
Messenger RNA from Hypomesus transpacificus, 6730 nucleotides. RefSeq lists its product as uncharacterized. Lineage: Eukaryota; Metazoa; Chordata; Actinopteri; Osmeriformes; Osmeridae. Gene Ontology annotation, molecular function: GTP binding. The record is from RefSeq and is a predicted model, not a curated record. Bases 338 to 4984 code for a protein of 1548 amino acids. The transcript has 8 exons.